AACAAACUGACACCGGAGCAGGAGGGAGGUCUGAUGAAGUUGGAGAGCUCGGCCGUUAUUGUGAGAGGCUGAAGGUGAGUGAAGAAGCGAGUGACCCCGUUCCCAUAGAGCAUGUAGUGUCCCUGCUGGCGGUACAAUGUCGUGUAGAGAGUGGAAGCUCCAGCGACAAGAUUCUUGCUCCAGAGCCCAGGGGCCCCCACACACCAAUGGCCCUUGUUGCACAGACGCAUCUCCUGCCCUUGAGAAGUUCUCCUGUGGACAAAGAGGUCCAAGAGCCAAAGAUCUAAGCACAUUCCCGUUCCAGCUGUUGCCCGUAGACUGUCAGCUCCACAUCUUCUCGUUUCUGUCGGAGGUGGAGAAGUGCACGGCGGCCCUGGUGUGUUCGGGAUGGAGCCGACUCAUGCGCACCCCCCGACUGUGGAGAGUUGCCGACUUCAUGAGGCUCGGAGCCUUUAUAUCGGGAAUGGACGGGGUGGUGGUGUCGGUGAGGGAGUUUGAGAGGUGGAAGGAGUGGGUGCACCAGUAUGCCUAUCACCUCAUGUCUCGGGGUGCCAGCCUCUUCACCCUCCGCGCCAGCUUUGAUCUCGGUGACCAACGAAACAAAUGGGCCGACUUCCUCCUCAACUUCCUGGAGAGCGUCCACUGCGGGGAACUGAGGGAGCUGGAGUUGAACUGGACCCUGACUCAUUUGGAGCCCCUGGAUUUCUACCCCCCGGGCAGCAUGGCCCAGAUUUGUCUCGCCAAGACCGACCAGUUCAACAGCUUCCAGACCCUGUUUGAAAGACUGACCUGCACCUCCCCCAAACUGAGCCGCAUGAAGCUUCCAUUUGAUUGGUCGGAUCAUUCUGUGGCCCUCCUCACGCACUUCCAGCAUUUGACUUCCCUGGAGCUGAAUUACUUCUGGGUGUUCAAGGGGGUCCAAGCAGAGACAAUGCAGCAACUCACUCGCUCGCUCCCCAAUCUCAAGACCUUGAUCCUCCAGGUUCUGGUCCCAGUGAAGGACCUCGGUGUCUCUUACCCCCUCGAGUCCAAGUCGUUGGAGAUGUUGGACGUGUCCCAGAGCCGGGGGCUGGUGUUCAGCCAUUUGGACCUUCCUUCCUUGCGGGAACUCAGGGUGAAGAAGACGAUAAGGGGAAUCAUAUUAAACCGCAGGACUCGGGUGGCACUUCAGACCCGCUGGUCUUGUCUGUACGAUCUGCUCAAAGUGGGGACCCCCAAACUGCAGCUCUUCAACUCCCACCGGCUGCUCCCCUGUUGGCAGACUCAGCCCUACCUGGAACUGAGUGAGGUUCUGCUCCAGUCCUGUUACUGCAUCCAACACACGGACACUUGGCUACUGUGACUCAUGGGAAUGUGCCGAGGAUUCUGGGAAAUCACCGCUUUUAUAUUCUGGGGACCAAUAAAUGUUCUCUUGGCUCCAU
Xenopus laevis (African clawed frog) is the source of this 1421-nucleotide messenger RNA. RefSeq lists its product as hypothetical. The record is from RefSeq and is marked predicted. NCBI's taxonomy places the organism in Eukaryota, Metazoa, Chordata, Amphibia, Anura, Pipidae. Gene Ontology annotation, cellular component: SCF ubiquitin ligase complex. Gene Ontology annotation, biological process: SCF-dependent proteasomal ubiquitin-dependent protein catabolic process; protein polyubiquitination.